AUGUGUGAAAAUUAUUGUAGAAUGUAACUGUUAUAUCAACUAAGAAAAAAGAAGAUAAUGGAAAAUAAUCAAUAUAAUAAUAUAUAUGAUAGAAUAAACAAGAAUGUUUAGAAUUAAAGAAUUUAUGAUUAAGAAUUGUCAAAUAGUGAAUCAACAGAUAAGGAAUCAAUAUUCCCAUUCAUAAUUCGUAAAUAGCUUUUAGAAUAAAUUUAAACUAUAAAUAAUGAUAAAAAUAGAAGAGUUGUAUAAAAUAAAGCCAAAAUAAAUGCUAGAAUAACAAAUAAUACUAGAUCAAUAUCAGUAUGCAGAAAAAUAGAACCUAAUGAUUAAAAGAAAAUGAUUUAUGAUCAUUUAAAUACAAAAUUAGAUAAAGAAAAAAAAACAAUUAUAAUAUUUUCAUAAAGAUAUAAUCCAUUGAAAAAUGAUUAUAUUUAUAGAUAUUGCAAAUAAGAUUCUUACUUAAGCUAAUCUAAUAAUUACAAUAAUUAAUUUUGA
Molecule: messenger RNA, 495 nt
Organism: Paramecium pentaurelia
Lineage: Eukaryota; Ciliophora; Oligohymenophorea; Peniculida; Parameciidae
Source: the annotation of a GenBank genome assembly